AUGAUUUCGUAAUCAUCACGCAUGGAAUGCCAAGCCUUACAGCUGUGACAGUUUGUAUGUGGAUAAAGACUAAUGCUACAGGAAGAGGAACACUUUUUAGCUAUGCUGUCAAUGAAGGAUAUAACGAACUGCUCUUAGUAGCGCCCCAAAAUUUUGUGUUGCACGUGAGAUCAGUUAAGAGAGGUCCCACCGGAGUAUCUGCCAACGAUGGAAAGUGGCAUCACAUCUGCUUAGCAUGGGAGAAUACCGCUGGAUCGUGGAAAUUGUUCAAGGAUGGUUCAUUGGGGGGUAAUGGUGAAGGAUUAGCAAAAGGCCGAUUGAUCCGCGGAGGUGGACACCUUGUACUUAGACAGGAUCAAGACGACUUGGGAGGAUGCUUUGAAGAACAUCAAAGUUUUACUGGUGAAAUGGCAGAUGUCAAUACCUGGAAUCACGUGAUUUCAGACCAAGAAAUCAGGCGCAUGUCCAAAUCGUACCUGACAGGGACGGGAAAUUUGUUUCAGUGGAGCGACUUCAAAUAUUACCGAAUGGGCUCAGUGCAAAUAGUUCAGCCUUCUUGCUUAAAUUAAAUUGCGUAAUGCUCUACUGAAGUUGAACUUUUAUUCGUAUUUAGAUAG
This is a messenger RNA of Pocillopora verrucosa, 617 nucleotides long. The record is from RefSeq and is a predicted model, not a curated record. NCBI's taxonomy places the organism in Eukaryota, Metazoa, Cnidaria, Anthozoa, Scleractinia, Pocilloporidae.